Molecule: messenger RNA, 1093 nt
Organism: Seriola aureovittata
Lineage: Eukaryota; Metazoa; Chordata; Actinopteri; Carangiformes; Carangidae
Product: golgin subfamily A member 6-like protein 10
Exons: 2
Coding region: 333-854 (173 amino acids)
Biological process (GO): cell surface receptor signaling pathway; mitotic sister chromatid cohesion
Cellular component (GO): Ctf18 RFC-like complex
Source: RefSeq, a predicted model, not a curated record
AGACCUGCAGACAGAGACCUGCAGACAGAGACCUGCAGAGACCUGCAGACAGAGACUUGCAGACAGAGACCUGCAGAGACCUGUGAUGGUCUCUGGAGCCUAAAUGAGGCUGACCCUGUUCGUGUCCGAUGGGUGUGGACGUAAGGAGUCUAAUUAUCUUGGGUAUAGAUCUGUAAUGUGUCUGACCAGAGAACACGAAUGACGCCACAGCAGAGAGGGAUGAUAACCUAUCAGCUGACCUACAUUAGAGGAUAUAAAUGAAAGUUUAGCUUUCUCCCACAUAUACCUGGAUUACUUCUGACAGCUUGCAUGGUAUCCACUUUACGCUGACAAUGGAGGUCUUCAAAUCCUUCACGGUCGUCUACAACCUGUUUGACAGGAUGAAGAACAACGAUCAGCAGUGUCCCCACAUCCUGCAGAGACUGAGAGCCCUGGAGAAACUGCUGGUUUUCAUCCAACUUAAAGUGCCGGAGCGACUCUCUGACGACAUGAAGGAUGCUCUGGAGAAACUCGACAAGGCCGUGUUAUCGGCCACUGAGCUGAUCAAAAAAUUCAUGGAUGCACACAAGCUGCAUCACGCCAUGAAAUCAGGCGACUACAAACUAGAGUUCGAGAACCUGAACAAAAGUCUGACCGACACCUUUGUGACUCUGUCCGUGGCUCUGCACAUCCAGCAGGAGCAGAGGAUGGACGAGCAGGAGAAGAAGCUGGACGAGCAGGAGUUACAGCUGGCGAGGCAGGAGAGGAGGAUGGCUGAGCAGGAGAACAAAAUGGCCGAGCAGGAAGACAUACUGCAAAUAGUGGAGUCAAAAAUCGCCUAUGAAAGUAGAGCUUACUACUGUGUUCUGCAGUGAAGACGAGCUUAGUAAAUGUUUAACACCAGUCCAGACAUGCCUCAUUGUUUACUCAUAAUAUGUGUGUAAACAUCCAAAUAAUACUUUUAUAUUAAUAUCCUAAAAUCAUCACUUGUUAUGUUUCAUGUGUACGUCUCAGCAUAUUUUACUUUUCUGGCUCUUGAUAACGAGGUAUGACUGCUUCAUAAACACUGUAAUCUGCUUUACUGUUCAUAAUAAAUUAAUAAAUAUUGAUGUUG